Molecule: messenger RNA, 3122 nt
Organism: Bombus huntii
Lineage: Eukaryota; Metazoa; Arthropoda; Insecta; Hymenoptera; Apidae
Gene: S6KL
Product: serine/threonine-protein kinase S6KL
Exons: 10
Coding region: 236-1441 (401 amino acids)
Biological process (GO): protein phosphorylation
Molecular function (GO): ATP binding; protein serine/threonine kinase activity
Source: RefSeq, a predicted model, not a curated record
UAAGUCGGUCAUCUACCAUGCAGUAUCCUCGUCUCUGGUAGUAUGUAACUAUGUAUAUACUAUUCAGCUAUUAUAAAAAUUUUUAGAAAAUUUAGAAGUUUCAACUCUGCUUUCCAGGUUGACUACAAUCAAUAAGUAUGUAAUCUAAAUAAUUAAGAUAAAUGAAAAAGCAGAAAAAUUAUGAGAGAAAGAUUGAUCAAAAUAGUAAUAAAUUCCAUUGAAAGUUUUAUUUCGAAUGGGUAAUUCUAUCACAAAAAAUAAUUAUCACAAUAAUCAGAAGUAUACUAGUCAGUAUAGCCUUAGUGAUAUAAUUGGUGGAAGUUGCAUUGGAUCAACGCAAUCUUCGCAGAAAGAAACUAAAUCAUGGUCUCGUGCUUCUUGCAGAAGCUGGAGCGAAGGUACAUUAUAUGAUCCAUUGGGUACUUCGAAAACAUUAUGGCCUGUAUCACGUUGUCAGGCUAUGUUUCUUCCAGAAUUUCAAAUAAGACAAGUAUCUCUGCAAAAUGCUUAUAUAUUUUUAAGCAUAAUAGCCAAAGGAGCUUAUGGAAAAGUAUAUAAAAUUCAGAAACAGGAUACUGGAGAAUUUUUUGCUUUAAAAGUAAUCAGUAAAGCUAAAGUGGUUGCAGAAAAUGGUAUAAUGCAGGCUAAACAGGAAGUAUCAAUACAAAAAUUGGUUGGUCAUCAUCCAUUUAUAUUAGAUUGCUCUCACAGGUGGCAAGGAAGGAAAACAUUGUACAUAUUAACUAACUAUGUUGGUGGAGGAGAGUUAUUUUCAUUAGUCGAGCAAUGUGGUUCUCUGCCUGAAAAUAUAGUUAGAAUAUAUGUAGCAGAAGUUGCUUUAGCUGUUGAUUUUUUGCACAAUGCUGGUGUUGUACAUAGAGAUAUAAAAGCUACAAAUGUUCUAUUGGAUGAGGAAGGUCAUGCUAUAAUUAUUGAUUUUGGUCUUGCAAAGUGGUUAAAUCAUACAGAAAGAACACAUACGCUUUGUGGAACUCCAGAAUAUAUGGCACCAGAAAUAUUCAGUAGACAGUAUUAUGGACAAGAGGUAGAUUGGUGGUCAUUGGGAGUACUAGCUUGUUUCAUGCUUACAAAUCAGUAUCCAGCCGGUGCAUCCAGCGAACUUCUGCCAGAGGACAGAGGGACUGGUUAUGCUUCACCUGGAACUUUGCCACCAAACGCGGAAAAUAUUUCCCCAGCUGCGAAGGAUUUGUUAAAACGAAUGCUCCAACCGGACCCCUGCUUGAGGUUGAGGUCUCUGUUAAGUCUGCAGAGGAUCGCUUUCUACAUGGGUUACGAUGUGCAGAGUUACAUGCAGAAGAAGGAAUCCCCGUUUCGUCUGCUAGGACGAAAAGUCGAAACUGAGCAGGAGGGCAGGAUCAAUGAGUUCUCCUGUUUCGACUCCUCUUUGGGGGAUAGCAUUUCUCACGCCGAGGAUCGAUGAUCUCAUCAAUGUGAUCGUUAAAUAGUAUUGUUGUCCUUAGUCAUUCCAGCGUAAAGCCAGAUCGAUUUUGGCCGAAAGAUGUUGUCCAAUUAUUUUUCUAACAUUUUUAUUAACGUUAGCUUGUUGCUCGUUGCUAGUUUUAUAUCGAGCAACGUCGUCGAUGCCAUCCAUUACUUUUAAGCGAAUGAAUUACCGUGGAUUUUAAACUAUUUAGAUUAUUUUCUAGCUCGAAGAGUGAUAUUUUUUUAACUCUGACUUAAGACGCGGAAUCUCCUAUCCUCUGGUGCUAUUUUUCAAGAAAAUUGUUGCAACGUUCAGAGGCUUUUUUUAUGAAUUAAGAAUAAAUUGCGGAGCUUUUGUAAUACGAAAAAUCAAAAAUGUUGAUGUGUCAAUGUGCGAUUGUAGCUUCUGUGUGCAGUGUACUCGAUACUUGAGUUCUGUUUUCUACCCCCGUUGCAUCGGCAAUGGGGCGCGAAAGCAAAGAAACAUAUGAAAGUGAAAUGUAUCUUACUAUAGAAUAAAAAUAAAUUGUUGUUGUGAUGGUGAUCUGUGCAAUUUCUGUAAUCUUUAAUUUUUCAUUUCCCUCUACUGGAUAAAUAGGAUUAGUAAGAAAAAAUAUCCAAAGAAGCUGUUUUUAAUAUUCAUAGUGAUUAUAAAGCAUCAAGUGAAUCUGGUUUGACGAUCUUAAAUUAAAUAGAAAAUACAAAAUUUACUUGUUGUAUUAAAAAAUACUUGAAAAAUAAAAGUUGCAUGAUAUCAAGGAUGAUAUGCAGUAUAAUAACCAGUCUUUUGUUACUUUGCCUUUUAUAGAGAUAUGAAGAUUUGUCUUACCGUAAAGAAUAUAGUGUUUGAUGAUUCGAUUAAAAUUAUCAUUGGAAUCGUUUUCAGGAUACAGCGUGAGAACGCGGUUGGUCUCAGUUUACAAAAGUUUUAAUUUUUUUAAGAAUAGUUAACAGUAUUUUUGUUACAGUAUUUCAUCGAUAAUACAAUAAAUUGCGAUAAAUCGUAGUGCGUACAAACUAACAACAAAAAAACAGAACGAAUCUGGAUCGAAAAACGCAGCGUCUUUUUUUUUAUCUUAUACAUUUCUUCAUAUUUGAAAUCAAUGCGAGAACACUUCUCUUUUCUUCUUUUCAUUUUUUUCUUCUUUGUUGCCGUUUCAUGUCGUUUUUCCCCCAUUUGUAUCCAUUGUGUAUCCACGAAUGUACCAUUUUGAGAUUUGUUGCUUCGUCUUCGUUCAUCUUCACACGUUUCAAUUUUUGUUACUUUUCGUUUUUUGCUCCUUCUUCUUAGACGAGGGGAGACAACUCCUUUUUUCGCCUGGGAGUGCAAUCAAUCGAAGUUUUAUGGUAAUAAUUAUUAUAUAUACAUUAUUAUUCUUACACUUAAAGGGUUUCUCGAUAUAUAAUACAACGCAUUCCUUCAAAUUACGUCCCGAACGACGCGUCAGCAAGCGAUCACUGGUCGAAUGUUUCUUUCUGUCUCUGGUCUGAAUUCAAACAUCAAUAAAAAGUGGAAUAAAAGGAAAUAAAAUUAUAUUAACAUUAUUAAAAAGCGAUCAAUUCUUAACAGAAAUCUCCUAAAAAUAAUAAAAUUGAUUGAAACACGAAGGAUCGCAACAAUUUCCUAUAUCAUUACCGUCCUUAAUCUUAUACCAUUCAUAAAAAAAAAAAAGAAAAAG